UGACAUUGACGUUUUCCUUAAAUUGUGUUUUUGCGUUAUUAUAAGUUUCGAAACAAGAACUUAUUGAUUUAAUAAUAAUAUAAACAAUUAUGAAACGUGCUUAUAUCUUUAAAAAUAAAUCAGAAAAAGAUGGAAAACUUAUGGCCGUGGAAAACACGAUUAAAGACUUCAAGAAGGCAAUAGCUAUACAGUUUCGUUUACCGGAGGAAAACUUGCAGUUAUUUGCAGCGAAUGGUUGUGAAAUAGAUGACGUGAGGGUCAUAAGGGACGAUGAGAAAGUGUAUUUAUCUUUAGAAUGUGAGAAAAAGUUAACGAACUGUGAUAAAGUGAAUAAUUCCAUCGAGAGUAUGAUUGUGGCCGAUAACAAAGAGAGAGUUGUUUCUGACUGGAUUAAAUUAAAUGUAGGAGGAAAACACUUCGUAACUUCUCGUUCUACGCUUCUGGCUAAAGAACCGUUGUCAAUGCUGGCUAGGAUGUUUGCUGACGACAACAAUAUGUACUUAAUGAACCCAAGUGCGAAAGAUGAAACUGGAGCUUAUUUAAUAGACAGAAGCCCGGAGUAUUUUGAACCUAUAUUGAAUUAUUUAAGACAUGGAGAAGUGAUAUUAGAUAAGCAUAUCAAUCCGAAAGGUGUUUUAGAGGAAGCAGUGUUUUAUGGUCUCGACUCAAUGAUACCACAAUUGAAUCAAUUAAUCGAUGAGCCUUUGAAUAGCUCUAGUAAUAAUCAGUCUCUAACAAGGAUGGAUGUAAUACGACUUGUAAUUAUGACGCCGACAACAUCAGAACUGAGGUUUCAAGGUGUUAACCUAGCUGGUGCUGAUUUAAAUAGAUUGGAUCUAAGACAUAUCAAUUUUAAGUAUGCAUGUCUCUCAAGAUGUAAUCUCAGCGGAGCAAACCUCUCACACUGUUGUUUAGAAAGAGCAGACUUAUCUCACGCUAAUCUAGAGGGUGCACAGUUACUAGGAGUGAAGGCAUUAUGUGCAAAUAUGGAAGGUGCUAUUUUAAAAGGUUGUAACAUGGAAGAUCCAAUAGGAUCGAGAGCAGUGAUGGAAGGGGUUAAUUUAAAAGGUGCAAAUUUAGAUGGAAGCAAUAUGGCUGGCGUUAAUUUACGUGUGGCAACAUUAAAAAAUGCUAAUCUUCAAAACUGUGAUCUCAGAGCUGCAGUAUUAGCGGGGGCAGAUUUAGAGUGUUGUGAUCUAUCCGGAAGUGAUCUACACGAAGCUAAUUUGAGAGGAGCGAACUUAAAAGACGCGGCCUUCGAACUUAUGCUGACUCCUCUACAUAUGUCUCAAACUAUUCGAUAGAGUAUUUACUAUGUUAUUUUUAAUGAAAUAUGUAUUUAUACUUUGUUCUGUUAUUUACUUGAAGUAUAAAGUAUUAUGAGUUGUGUA
This is a messenger RNA of Melitaea cinxia (Glanville fritillary), 1391 nucleotides long. Its product is annotated as BTB/POZ domain-containing protein KCTD9. The transcript is spliced from 6 exons. Bases 90 to 1304 code for a protein of 404 amino acids. The record is from RefSeq and is a predicted model, not a curated record. Lineage: Eukaryota; Metazoa; Arthropoda; Insecta; Lepidoptera; Nymphalidae. Gene Ontology annotation, molecular function: protein binding. Gene Ontology annotation, biological process: protein homooligomerization.